Messenger RNA from Panthera uncia (snow leopard), 1526 nucleotides. Its product is annotated as receptor-type tyrosine-protein phosphatase epsilon-like. Gene Ontology annotation, molecular function: protein tyrosine phosphatase activity. The transcript has 8 exons. The record is from RefSeq and is a predicted model, not a curated record. Bases 52 to 789 code for a protein of 245 amino acids. Gene Ontology annotation, biological process: protein dephosphorylation. NCBI's taxonomy places the organism in Eukaryota, Metazoa, Chordata, Mammalia, Carnivora, Felidae.
GCGCAUGGCGGGGAGCACUCUGAGCCUGUCCCUGCUUCCUGCAGGUUCGCCAUGGAGCCCUUCUGUCUGCUCCUCCUGGCAGGUGUUAGCCUGCCUUUCGCCAAGGCUCUCAAGGGCAACGAGACCACCCCAGCGGAGAGCAACUUGACCUCUACGACCGCAGGCCCUCCGGACCCCCGCGCGUCCCAGCCCCUGCUGGCCUGGCUGCUGCUGCCUCUGCUGCUGUUAGUCGUCUCCCUCCUCCUCGCCGCCUACUUCUUCAGGAAGCAGAGGAAAGCCGUGGUCAGCGCCAAUGACAAGAAGGUGCCCAACGGAAUCCUGGAAGAACAAGAGCAGCAAAGAGUGAUGCUUCUCAGCAGGUCCCCCUCCGGGCCCAAGAAGUACUUCCCCAUCCCCGUGGCACACCUGGAGGAGGAGAUCCGCGUCCGGUCGGCAGAUGACUGCAAGCGCUUUCGGGAGGAGUUCAACUCAUUGCCAUCUGGACACAUACAAGGAACUUUUGAACUGGCUAAUAAAGAAGAAAAUAGAGAAAAAAACAGAUAUCCCAACAUCCUUCCCAAUGAUCAUUCCAGGGUGAUUCUGAGCCAAGUGGAUGGAGCCCCCUGUUCAGACUAUAUUAAUGCUUCGUACAUAGAUGGUUACAAGGAGAAGAAUAAAUUCAUAGCGGCUCAAGGCCCUAAACAGGAGACAGUUAAUGACUUCUGGAGAAUGAUCUGGGAACAGAAGUCUGCAACCAUUGUCAUGUUGACGAACCUGAAAGAAAGGAAGGAGGUGAGCCAAGCCUUCUGACUCACAGACUCUACUCUUUAAGCUUCUGGGGCUUGGCUGGGGGUGUGCUCACCACAUCCUCUUCCUAUCCCUCUCCCUUCUUAUCGCUGCAGAAAAAGACGAAAAAAAAAAAAAACACGAGGGGCUCACAGCAUUUUUAUCGCGAAACAAAUAUUCUGUGUUCCAAGCAUCUCACUGCUCUAGGCGGCGACACGCAAAUGUCACAGGGUUAGUUCUUUCUUCAGCGGAGAGCCCCCCACCCCAGCCCCAGCCUGGCUGCUCUCCGGUGCUGGCCGUGUGCAGCUCAGCACUCAGAGGCUCAGCGUGCUGGGCAUACGCUACGGUGGGCCUCAGCCGACCAAUAAAAGUGGAUUUCCUGCUUAUUAUCCAGACUAGAGAACUGUUUUUGAAACACAAGGUUUACUGAAGGAAUGUGGAUUUAAUUAGCUACUUCUAAUUUAAAACGUAAUGCACGGACACCAGAGGAACUUGAAGCCUCUAUAAAGAAGGUCAAGCGGAUUCACGUCCUAAGGGGACAGAUACUCCUCCUGGUCUGCUCUGCUGGACAGGCGGCCGCAGGGGAGUGUGCAGGGGGCAGCACACAAACCCCGCCUCCUGUGAUUUAAGUGCCGCUGGGAGGGGCAGGCGCCAAACAGAAAGCAAAUAAACAUAAACUGUGCCAGGAGGUGACAUAAAAAAUAACGGAGAGUAAAGGCCUGAUGAGCAGGGAGGGCCAAGUGAGCCAGGCAGACAAGGAC